Mytilus trossulus (common blue mussel) is the source of this 1995-nucleotide messenger RNA. RefSeq lists its product as uncharacterized. NCBI's taxonomy places the organism in Eukaryota, Metazoa, Mollusca, Bivalvia, Mytilida, Mytilidae. The transcript has 12 exons. The record is from RefSeq and is a predicted model, not a curated record. The coding region runs from base 261 to 1454 and encodes 397 amino acids.
UGAAGGAGUAAUUUAUAUGUACCAGUUUGUUUACAAUUUCGUGACUUCCGUGUUUAUUUUCGUUGUAGGAAAGCACACCUUGACACUAUAUUUAAAACUGACAACCAAGCAUAUAUUUAAGGAGGUGUGUGAGUAAGAAACAUAGACAAUACUUACUCAUUUAUUGAACCUCAGUUUAAUUCACAGCUCAAACCACAAGGCAAUAUACGGAAUAUACUAUCAAUUUACACUGUAAACUUUACAUUUUAAGUGCAUAUGAGAUGAAGUUCAAGACUGUUAGAGAAGGUCAACAAGCUGUUAUUUAUAACCAUUUGGGUCAAGGAAGACUUCUUGAAGGACCUCAAAGGAUUUUUCUUUAUCGGGAAAGGUUGACAUACCUGAAGCUAUUUACAGCCGAUUUGUACGAUUAUCUUGUUGUCAAAGACAUAGAUGGAAAUGUUACCAACAAAAGAGGACCGUGUAAGAUGUUUUGUAAUCCUCUCCUGGUAGAAAGUAUAGAAGUAAACCAGGCUAUAAAGAUAGAUGCCAAUCACAUGGUUGUUGUUUACAAACGUCUUAAAGACUCAGAUGUCCAGAGGAGAGUAAUUCAAGGUCCGUCUGUGUUUGUACCAGAAGCAGAGGAAUGGUUACAUCAAUUUAGUUGGCACGGAUGUGAUGCUAAAGACAAAACAAGGAUGAUUCCAGGAUUUUAUAAAUUUCAACAAUUAGCAGUUAUACCAGAUCAGUUCUACUAUAAUGUGAAAGAAGUAAGAACUCUUGAUGACACAAUGAUAACAGUCAAACUGAUGAUAUUCUAUGAACUUAAAGACGUGAUAAAAAUGCUGGAUACAACACAAGAUCCAAUUGCUGAUAUGAUUAAUGCUGUGUGCUCAGAUGUCAUUGCAUUUUCUGGUAGAAUUACAUUUGAAGACUUUUUAAAACAGACACAUAGAUUAUCUGAAUUGAAGAGCUACUCACAAUUGCUACAGAGGGCUGAUAGAAUCGGUUACACUAUACAGAAAGUUGUAUUUAGAGGUUACCAUGCCAGUGAACAGUUACAGGCCAUGCAAAGCAGUGCAAUUGAGUCUAGAACCCAGUUGAGAUUAAAUGUAGAAAUAGAAGAACAAAAACAAAAACUUGCUGAUCUUAAGAUUACAAAAGAACAAGAGAGAGCUAAAUUAGUUCAGGAAAUGGAAAAAGAGAAACAGGAUCACAAACAAAAGAUGUCCGUUCUGAAGCAGACGCACAAUUUAGAGAUCAGGAAUUUAGAGCAACAACAAGGACUACAAGUCAGAUCACUAAUGACCAAAGCAAAAUUAGAUCUUAAAAAUGGUGAAGAUUCCUACAGUACAGAGUACUUAAAGACAUUGAAAGAUGUAGAUAUAGACGUGACAGCUUAUCUCAUAUCUCAGAUAGACCCACCAGCUGAUGAAGAGAUACAAAUGGUGAAGAAAACAGUCAAUACAAGUUUUUAAAUUUCCAUUACUUACAAAAAAACACUUAAUAAACCAUUGAUUUAUACAAUAUUGUUAACCUCCAGUUUUGCAAGUUUAUGAAUAAGAAUAUAUGUUAAUUUGAAUUGUCAUACAAAUGUGAUUACUUCUACUAUUUUUAAUUUUACAGGAGUGUUGCAAAAUUCUAUUAAUAUUGAAAGAUUUUCAGUAAAUGGAUUUUUAAUCUUUUCAUUUUUGAAAUUAUGAAUAUUUGAUUUUGAUAAUAUUAACAGAUGACGUUUUUUCAUUGAACAACUUCAAUGAAUUUGUUUCAAACAGGCUAUUAUUUCAACUUGGAAUUAUUUUUGAUUAUGGAAGUUUCAUAAUUUCUUGUGCUUGAAUUUUUUACUAAAUUCCACGUUUAUUCUGUAUUUUGAUGUUCUGUGUGGCAGACACCACUUUCUAUGACAAAGAAGGUAGCACAUUUUUAAUAGAAUAUACUGUGCCGUGCACAACACUAUCUAUACAAAAUACAUUGUGUGGAAAGUGUUAUGCAUCACUCAAAACAUUAUAAUACAGAAUA